Molecule: messenger RNA, 8000 nt
Organism: Rhineura floridana
Lineage: Eukaryota; Metazoa; Chordata; Lepidosauria; Squamata; Rhineuridae
Gene: CASP8AP2
Product: caspase 8 associated protein 2
Exons: 11
Coding region: 213-6164 (1983 amino acids)
Biological process (GO): extrinsic apoptotic signaling pathway via death domain receptors; Fas signaling pathway
Cellular component (GO): mitochondrion; PML body
Molecular function (GO): transcription corepressor activity
Source: RefSeq, a predicted model, not a curated record
CUCAGGUGAUUGGUUGGGCCCUUCCUGGCUCCGCCUCUCGGGUUUGGCCUGGGACGCGGGGAGGGGGUGUCAGCGAGCGACGGGGAAGAAGAGACAGCGACUGUAUUGUGUGUCGGGGGUUGCUGUUGGCGCCCGCUGGGAGCGAAAGUGAUAAGGAGGAGCUGAGGCAGGACACACAUUAUUCCGAUGGGGAAUAUUUGGAAGAGAGUAUAAUGGCAACAGGUGAUGAUGAUGGAAUGACAUUUACUAAUUUCCCAUAUGGUGUUUCUCCUCGAGGAGAUGAUGAUGAGAGCUCAGUGGAUAUUUAUGAUGGCUUAGACAGCACUCCAAUUAUUUCUGUUAAAUCUGCUACAAAAGUGACCCCAGCCAGAAGUAGUUUAAACCUAUUUGAUGAAAUCCUGAUUGAAGAAGGAACAGCAAAGGAAGCCAGUUACAAUGAUUUGCAGGCUGAACAUGAGAAAUGUCAGCAACAACUUCAAGAGUUGACAAAGAAGCUUCAGGAAAUACAGGAACAGAACUCCGCUCUACAAAAUGAAAACCAAUCUCUUAAAAAGAAUAUUUCAGCUCUUAUCAAAACAGCUAGAGUGGAAAUUAAUCGCAAGGAUGAAGAAAUUAGUAAUCUCCAGCGAAGGCUGUCGGAAUUUUCAGUUCAUCAGAAUACCUACGCUAGAACAUACUUUUCUGGGUCAACUAAUAAUGCAAGAAACUUUGAAGGAUCAAAAAUGAAAAAUAAAUUCAGAGAUCUACUUCCAGAAAACAAAGCAAGAACUGAUUUUAGAACUAAUCAAGCCCUGCCUAAUGAGUUACAUUGCAGUUAUACAUAUAUGGAUAUAGAAAACAAGAAAUUUCCUUCAGAGAAAGGAGACACUCUGAACAUAUCUCAGUCUCACCCUGAACAGCUUUACAAUGAUGGUACUUGUACAAGGCUGUCAAAUGUUGACAUCUCCUAUGACAAAGAAAAAGGAAAAAAAGAAAUGAAACAUAAUGAGCAUCUUAGUAAGGAGAAUGACUGCAAAUACAAAACAAAAACACACCAAAAUCUGGGCAGCAUGGCAGAUGGAAAGUUAGAUUCUCAUGGAAAGCUGCAAGUUAAUCCAGAGAAAACAGUAAAAAAUGGAAUGUGGAAAGAUAAUAAGGACUUAAAGCUCAAAAGCAGACCAUGUGCAGACAAAAGAACUGAUAAGGUCUCUUCUGGUAGGGAGAAACAGCCAACUCCUAAGGACAGAUCACUGGCAAAAACAGAACGUUCCAGCAAUGAUAGGACUGAAAAGUCACUAAACAGAAAUCAGAAAGUGCAAAACAAAGAAGAAAACAGUAAAGGACAAAAAAACAGACAGUCUGACAGGUAUCUAGAACAACAACGAUCUGGCAAGGUUAGUAGUCCCCCUGAAUGGGCCAGAAGUCCCAAAAAAUUAAGUAAAAGCUGUGUGGAAGACAGAAAGAGAAAAGAUAGCGAUUGUAGAAGAAACAAAGAAGCAAGUGAUCAUGGGCUCCACGGAGGGAGAUCAUCGCUAUCGCCACCCCCUAAUUUUAACAGAGAGCAAAAACGUGGCCACUCCAAAGAGGACAGCAGUAGAAGUGAAUCUGUAAACACGCACACAAAAUCAGGCAGACAUCGAACUGAAGAAAAAAGGAAAAAUGAGAAAGGCAGUACUAGUGAGGCCAAGAAUUCUCAAAAUGAAAGAAGAGAUUCAAAGGAAACAACACAAAAAACAGCAAAAGGAGCCAUUAAAAUUAAAGACAGCGCACAAAAGGAGGAAGUUAAAUCCUCUCCAUCAGAAGAAACGGUCAAGGUAGUCGAAGGCCUGGAAAGGCAGAUCCCUGCAAAAGCUAAAAGAGAUGAGGAGUUGAAAAGCAAAGACUUAAAACUGAGCUUUAUGCAGACACUAAAUUUAACUCUUUCUCCUGCUAAAAAGCAAACAGACAAACUCAAGUCAUUGACAAAGUCCACCAAUGAAUGUGACUCAGAGAUUCCAGAUCAGGAAGUAAUGGUGGCACCAGCUGAGGCUAUUAGUACUUCCACUAAGCAAAGAAAAACACCACUGUUACCAAUCUGUGACGAUCCUGUUCAGACCAAACUGGAACAAAUAACACCUGUUUCUGAGGUCAAAAUGAAGGUGGGGAAUGAGGGCCUGCCAGAAACUUUGAACACAGAGCCUUCAAAGACAACCUCAUAUCCAAAAACCACAGAAAUGCAGCAUGAUGAGACCGUAACUGAGAUAGGUGAAGUUGAUGAAACGCAUGUGGCUUCUGGCUUAGGAAGCCCCUUGGAUCAAGACACGCUUCCAGACAACUCUUUCAAUGAUUUGGAGACUGUAAGUUCUGUGGAUUUUGAUUCUUAUAGUGUAAUAGAUGAGAUUAAUGGGACUGAUUCAGAUUCAUUGAUGGAUGAAAGAGAGUCCAGCAACUGGGGAGAUGAAAAAGUCUCAGUGUGUCCUAAAAAAGAAGAAAAGCCUAUGCCUCAAAAGGCUAUUGUUGAAGAAGGCAAAAUACUGAGUGGCAAUGUGCCAGCAACCAACCAAAAGGCUGGUUACUUGAAGCCAAGCUUUCCUGACUGUCCCCAUGAAAACCGUUUGGACACAUUAUGUAAUGAAGAUAUUCAAGCAAGAUAUUCAAACCCAGUUUCUGUUGAUGAUGAUAACUCUAUCAUGAGCAUUGAUCUUAAUCAUAUGAGGAAUAUUCCAAAAGCAAUCAGCCCACUUAGUAGUCCAAUGCGACCAUUGGCUAAAGCACCCAGAAUGGAAAGCCCUUACAAAGGACCUGUGAAAAGUUUUAAUAUAGAAAGUGCAGUAGUCUACCCUGGGAAAAAACAGUCCAGUGAGCUGAACAAGGAGAAUCAAAAGCCUCCUUGUCCAGAUCACCACAGCUUAGAGGAGUCUCAGCUGAGCAUGUCUACAGAUGAAUUAGAAGAAGGUGAAAUUGUAAGUGACAACAAUGAGCCUAAAAUAGAAAUGAACUCUGAAAAUAGUAAAAAGUCAAGAAGAAGAGCAUCUCCAGAUAGAUCUAAUUUGGCUAAGAGUACACGCAAUCACAGGGCCAUGUCAACAACUUCCAGCAAAGAUACUGGAAAAUUGGCUUCUGGGAAGAAAAGUAAAGAAAAUCUCAAAGAUGGAACCAUAACAUCCUCCAAAGAAAUGAAGAAAAAUAAAGGUGUGAGUAUUGAUAGUCUUGAAAAAAUAGUUCAAAUUACGGUUGCACCUUCGACUGUACAUGAGUUUAUGCAGAUGCUGAGAGCUAUAAGAAAACAAGUACGGAAAAGCUACAUGAAGUUUAAAAUACAAUUUCCAGUACAGCAUUUUCAUAGGAUUAUAGAUUCAGCAGUUUUGAAUUUUACAUCUCUGGUAAAGUACCUUGACUUCUCUAAAAUGUCUAAAUCAAGCAAGGCUUUAAAGUUGAACCUCUGUGACAUUAUAGAAUCUAAACUUACUCGGAUCAAAGUGAAUAGUGCAAUAGAGCAUCUCUUUGAACAGCAGCAGUCAGAUAUGAAGAAAAAGUUGUGGAAACUUGUGGAUGAGCAGCUUGACUACCUUUUUGAUAAAAUAAAAAAAAUCCUUCUAAAGUUAUGUAACUUGAUAAGUUUUGGAAAUGAAAGUGAUGAAGGUAAACUUGAUAAAAAAACAAAAGAAAGCCCCCAAAGCCUCACAAAUCAUAAAAGUGACAGACAGAAGUCAAAGAAACCUGUUUUAAAUGGUAGAACUGAAAAGCCUGAAGAAUGUGCCCCUCCAAGACCAGUAGUAAGUAACCAAGUAUCAAAGCGAGGUCACCAUGACACAAACAAAAUGGGCAUACACAAACAUAUGGCUACAAACUGUAAACGUUCCUAUACUGAGAACCCAAAACAUUCUCAGAUUGAAGGUGAACUUUGCAAGGAAAACUCCAUACAGGACACUGCUUUGAAAGCUAGAAAUUAUAAAAAGGAAGGAUCACAUGUGGUUGGAGACCCUCACAAGUCUGAUAUUAGCUGUGGACCUCUCACAGAACAGCAGAUGUCUGGCUUGACGUUCAACCUGGUGAAUGAUGCUCAAAUGGGUGAAAUGUUCAAAAGUUUGUUACAAGGCUCUGACCUGUCAGGAAAAAACGAUUUUAUUGACAACAGUCAGUGGGAGUUCAGAACACCAGAAAAGCACACACAAGAUGAUCAAAACUGUGAGAAUGAUCCUGCAUAUGAGGCAGAAGAACAGAUUCCAAGAGAGACACGAGUAGAGUCAAGAGUACUAGAUGGAAUUAAAUGGCCUGUGGUUUCACCUGAAAGAGAUUCAGCUUUUUUAGCUAGACUGCAGAUGCCUAUUGAUCCAGAUAUUCUUGAUGAAAGCUGUAUGUUUGAAAUUCCUGCUAGUCCCGCUUUGAAGAAAGGUGAGUGCAUUUCAGAGAAACCAAAAUCACUUGUCUCUUCUAUUCUUCUGGAAGACCUAGCUGUGUCAUUGACUAUUCCCUCCCCUUUGAAGUCGGAUGCUCAUCUUAGUUUCUUGAAACCUGACAUGUUUGGUUCAGUUCCUGAGGAUGUUUUAAGUGCACACUUCAGUGAAGAUGCCCAUCUUGAAGAGGAGGAUGCUUCUGAACAGGAUAUCCAUUUGGCAUUGGAAUCUGAUAAUUCAAGCAAUAAAUCAAGCUGUUCUUCAUCAUGGGCAAGUACACCUCCUGCUCCUGGCUUUCAGUAUUGCCCAAGCCUGCCAAUGCAGGCAGUAAUAAUGGAAAAAUCAAAUGAUCACUUCAUUGUUAAGAUAAGACGUGCUGCACCAUCUACCUCACCAGUGGUUGAUCAAGCUAACCUAGCAAACGAGCUGCUGACCUCUUUUACUGAAGAAGGAAACAGUGAGAUUGUGUCAGAGGAAAAAUUAGGUACUUUGAACUCCAAAAGCAUACCAUUGGGAGAUACAGCGAUAUCUAAGAAGAUAGAUAUUAUUGACUCUGAGGAUAAGAUGCAUUAUUGUGUUGGAGAAGAGCAAAUUACUCAUUCACUGGAGUCUGUGAAGGAGCCAUCUGUUUGUCCUGAGAAUGCUCAGGUUCCUGAUUUAACUGAGCCCCAACAGGAACCUGAUGCUCCUAAUGAUGCACUUGAAACUACAGAGGACCUAUUUAGGAAUGCCAGACAAGAGCAACCUUGUAAUAGGCCUGAAUUCUGUCAGGACCCAUAUAGUAAUACCAGUCAAACUCAAGGCCUUAGCUUACUUGGACCCUAUCAGGCACUGCAUAGUGAUGCUGACCCAGAAGAAGCCUCUGUCUUGCAAGUUCCCCCUAAAGAACUGGGGAUAUCUUUAGACUCUUCAAAUAGAACUAGCCAGCAUGAAGACACACCUGAAGUGCUUAAGCUACCUCAGGCACACACAGUGAAAGAGUUCCAACAAAGAGAUGCAUCUUGUGCUAAAUUAGAACAUUCUCCAAUUGGCUAUACAGCAGUUCCCCUUGUAGAAGAGUUAUCUUCUGAGACCCAUUUUGAUAUGUGUGUAAACUUGACCGAUGAAACUCCGAUAGAAAAUGAGGUUGAUUCAUGGGAUCUUACAGUGGAACCUGCUUUAAAUGCUAGAAUGGGAAGCUUAUGUAAAGGUAAAGAGGAAGAUAAGAUAGAGAACCAUCCUGCAGCAGGUGAUUCUCCAGAACAUAAUAUUGAAGCAGUUGUAAACUUAACAGAGCAUCUGCCUGACAAGUGUACAGCAGAAGAGAAUUUUGAAAUGGAAACUGCCCUAAAUAUUGAUGGUCUAGGAUGCCAAAUAAGCCUUGAAAAAGAAAGAAAGAAAAGAAAAAAGGUGAUAGAAGAAGGAUCCAAUGCAAAAAGACAAAAAAAGGAAAGCUGUGAAGUGACUUGUAAAAAAAACAGCAAAAAGUCUAAAGAAACUAUACCAGUAGCCACAAGUACAUCUGGUAAAAAGGCUGCAUCAAUUAGAAACAAAGAUCCUUUAUCAGCAGCAUCCUCUGUGUCACCAUCAAGUCUGUGUGCCAAAAAUAUCAUUAAGAAGAAAGGGGAAGUCGUGAUUUCUUGGACAAGAAAUGAUGACCGGGAGAUUCUAUUGGAAUGUCAGAAAAAAGGACCUUCAGGAAGAACAUUUGCUUCUGUUGCUCUCAGGCUAAAUAAAAGUCCAACUCAGCCUACUGAGAUUAAAAAGCUUUCCAUCUGUUCGAUAUAUGAUUUCCACACCAGUAGGAAGUUUCCCCUCAAUAAGGUGUAGAAUCAUAGCAAUGAAGAUAGCAAAUAAGGUUGAAGAAAGAUUCAGGCAGUUACUGAAGCUAUUCAAGAUGUCAAACUGCAGUUAGUGGCUGUGUUAUUUCUACUAAUGAAAGACUGCUACGAGCAUAUAUGCACUGUGUGCAUGUGAGAGCGAGAGAGAGAGAGAGCGCACAUGCAAUCCAAGUCAGAAUAGCUAUCUGUCUUAUUCUUUUAGCUGCACCUGAAAUGUUUCUUUUAUGCCCGUGGAUUUCUUAAGGCCCUGCUUCUUGAAUUAGUAGCUAUUUUUUUGUUGAAGAUGUCAAACAGAUUUGUUGGACUCGUUAACGACCUUGAGUAGCCAAACAUAUUAUGGAACAGGAAGUACACAUGACCUGUCUUUCCUCUUCUCUGAACUGUCCUGAAUUGUCCAGACUAAAGCAUUCAUAUAUCUCCUUAGUAGUUCAAUUUUGGAUGACAUAGAGUAGUUUGGGGAAGCAGAAGUGCAAGGCACUUGUCCUUUCUGUUCCUCUGAAACCAUGCUUUUAUUACAACUUUUGGAAUAGCAGAAGAUUGGUUCCUGGCUAUGGGAAGUUUAAUUAUUUGAGGUUAAAUACCUGCUGUUACUGAUUUUAAAAUGGGGUGGAGAACCUGUGGUCCUCCAGAAUUUGUUGGACUCCGGCUCCCAUCUGCCCAGCCAGCAGGGUCAGUGGUCACAGAUGAUGAGAGUUGUUGUCCAGCAGUAUCUGGAGGGCCACAAGUCCCCCAACUCUGCAUUAGUAGUAGUAAUGAACAGGUAUGUCUCCAUCAGUAGCCGUAAGGGCUGUUAAACUGCAGACUCCUUUCUCUCAGAAAACACACAUAUUGUGAAAUUUUGCAGUAUGUUAUCCAGGCCUGUUCAGAGAUGUACAGUACAUAUAAUCCUUGUUAUACGGAUUAUGCAGAGUUAGCACAUUUAUGUUUUGGCAGUAGUACAUCCCUAUUUCAUCUGCUUAAGACAACACAUUGGCAGCAUUGGGACAUAUCACUCAGCCAUGGCAAUGGCUUGUUUGACCAUACUGUGCACACAGCCCAAGCUUCACUCUUCCAUUAAUUGACCUGGGAAACAAACCAUGGUUUUUUUACCUGCUUUACUAAGGAAGGAAUGAGUAUGAUUAAAUAAGCCAUACGUUUUGGUUGCAGCGAAACACAGUGAUUGUUUGCAUCUAUAUGCACAAUUGCUUAUGUUUCAAAAGCUGAGUUUUGCUAUUAAACAAUAUUUGCCAUUUCAUGCUACUUAAAAUAUUACUUUUCUUUAAAGCAUUGAUCUCUGCAAUAUACUUCAACAUUUUAUGAACUAAGUGUGGAAUCUGAAUAUGAAAAUCUAAAGGUGCUUUAAUUAAAAGGUUCAAGAUUUUAAUUGCAGAAAAUCCAGAUAAAUUGAUACACAGCUCUGUCCUAGCCGUUGAGGGGGUGAGUGUUUUGUUUGGCAGCUAUUUGUAUAGAACACAUGGUGAACAGCAGGAAAAGCCCUAAAUGACUCCACCGUCUCUUAUGUCAGAAAGGAAACAAUCCUAUACAAAUGCAAAAACUCAUAGGGUCACUUACUGCCAUUCUGAUCAGGAUGUGUGUGCAUGUGUGUGUGCAUGUGUGUGUGUUAAUUAUAAAGUUAAAAUCAUACCCUUUUGUAAAUACCUGUACAGAUUCUGUUGUGUAAAAUAUUGUCUUUGAAUACAGUUCUUUACCCGCAAAUUUUUGAUUACAUAAAACGUUUUAUUUUGUAUCAACUAAAUACUGCAUAUGGUAAUACAGACCCCAAUCUUUGUAAAAUGAAUGCACUUAAUAUUCAUUAAAUGUUAACUUGAAGAGCUUUUAUACCGUA